ACAAUAUUUGGCGGAUAAAACACAUCGAUUUCCGCCAUCACAGAAAGGGGAAGAGAAACUGCGAAUAAAACGCUCGUUACACACCACAUCACUUCAACAACUGUCCUGAGUGUUAUAAGGCAUUCCCGUGAUCGGUCCAGCGGUGACAAAUUCUUUUAUUCGCACUCUGCAAGAUGAUGCCCACGAAGCACUCACCCAGGCGGAGCCCCAGGCUGGAAGCCUCGGGCGUUCCCGCAACUGCGACCACCACGGCCACAGCAACUGGCACCGCGACCAGCUCUGCGAGUGUGGCUGGUGAUCGGCAGAGGCCACAGACUCCGAAGGAAAGUGGAACAGCCGCCAGGAAAGCGGCAAGUAACCUGCAGCCCGAAGCGACGGGGCAGACUACGGAUUCCACAACUGUAGUGGCGGCCUUAAUGGAAAGGAUCGCACGUCUGGAGUCGGAGCUGGCGAAGGCAAGAGCAAGUGGAGGACAGGCAGGAGCCGCCAGAGAUCCCGUUGGAACCGGGGCACGCGGCGUUGGAGUGAGCGGUGCAGCGAAUACACCGUCAUGUUCGAGUGGAACGCUGCCACAUCAUGGAGCAGCGCCACGGCAGAGCGAAAACCUGCCCAGGCAGAUGAGGGACAAUCUGCAAACGGAUCUCGGAGUGACGCCAUCGCUGCAGUUGCCGGCACAAGUGAGUGCAAAUUUGCCGCCACAAUGGAGUGCGAAUUUGGCGACGACGCUUGGCGGCCAUUGGGCAAACGGACAACCUGUGUCAACAACAACAAUACUGCGGACAACCUGUGUCAACAACAACAAUACUGCGCUAUUCUCCGCCAUCUUGUGUGACCGCCGCAGCACAGCCGGUGCUAUGUUAUGUUCACCCAGAGGUACCUGCGCCAUCGCCCAUAUCAUAUGGAACGCCGACGACAAGCAUACAAGGAUGGACGCCACGCAGACUACCUGAUCUUCCCGAUUUCGAGGGUCAGCCAGAGGAAUGGCCAAUAUUCCUGUGUGCGUUCACGGAGACAACUGCAGCCUACCAGUGCACCGAGUUGGAGAACAACCAGAGGCUAGUGAAAGCCCUGAAGGGAGAGG
Molecule: messenger RNA, 1081 nt
Organism: Drosophila biarmipes
Lineage: Eukaryota; Metazoa; Arthropoda; Insecta; Diptera; Drosophilidae
Exons: 2
Coding region: 174-950 (258 amino acids)
Source: RefSeq, a predicted model, not a curated record